Messenger RNA from Gambusia affinis (western mosquitofish), 3368 nucleotides. It is a transcript of the gene hhatla, whose product is annotated as hedgehog acyltransferase like, a. Gene Ontology annotation, molecular function: acyltransferase activity. The transcript is spliced from 13 exons. Gene Ontology annotation, cellular component: endoplasmic reticulum. The record is from RefSeq and is a predicted model, not a curated record. NCBI's taxonomy places the organism in Eukaryota, Metazoa, Chordata, Actinopteri, Cyprinodontiformes, Poeciliidae. The coding region runs from base 180 to 1733 and encodes 517 amino acids. Gene Ontology annotation, biological process: negative regulation of N-terminal protein palmitoylation.
UCCUUCGGUUGAGCCCGCAACAUCCUGACCGGCCUUGGCUGGUGUCAGGGAGCGCCAAGUCCGCACAGGGACGGAUGAAUUAGUGAACCUACAGUAACCUUCAUUUCUCAUUUCUUCUCUUUAUUGAAGAGUCGUGAUUGUGAAAAGCGGACACAAGGCCUCCAGCGCACAGAUUCACCAUGGGGAUCAAGGCUGCUCUCCCCAGAUAUGAGCUGUAUCUCUACUCUGCUGUGCUCGCAGGGGCUCUGAUAUGGGCUGGCAGUUGGAUAUUUGAAGCCUCCAGUGAUAAUGUAAACAGAAAGGCCUUUAAGGAAAGUGUGAAGCCAGGAUGGCAUUACUUUGGCAGGAAAAUGGAUGCCGCGGACUUCGAGUGGGUGAUGUGGUUCUCUACAUUCCGCAAUCAUAUCCUUUUUGCGCUCACCGGUCACGUGAUCUUUGCCAAGAUAUUUACCCUGCUCGCUCCAAAGAUUGGUAUUGAUGGAUGUAAGCACAGACCCUUGAUCUUUGCUGCGUACGGAGGGCUAGCCGUCCUGGUCACCAUGGGCUGGACCUUCAUGACUCUGGUUGUGUCCCACUGCGUCAUACUGUACAGCGUCGCCGUGGUCAAGAAGAAGUGGAUGUGCUUUGCUGCAGGUCUGAGCACGCUGGCCUCCAUCAAGCUGGAGCCGUAUAACUCUUGGCAGGAAGCCUUGGUGACCGGAUCGUUUGACCUGCAAGACAUCCUGUUCUAUGGAGGCUGUGGCUUCAGCAUCAUGCGCUGCAUGAGCUUUGCCUUGGAGAACUGUGACAGGAAAGAGGGCAACUACACCUUCUCCGACCUCCUGAAAUACAACUUCUACCUCCCAUUCUUUUUCUUUGGACCUAUUAUGACUUUUGACCGUUUUCAUGCCCAGGCUAACAACACUCAGUUAACCCGCAAGGAGAGGGAGAUGUGGAACAUCACCACCAAGGCCUUGUUACACCUGGGAGUUAUUCUGGUGGUGGACGUCUUCUUCCACUACUUGUACAUCUUGACUAUCCCCAGCGACAUGAAGUUGGUCAACAAGCUGUCUGACUCGUGUCUGGCGGGACUGGCUUAUUCCAACCUGGUGUAUGACUGGAUAAAAGCAGCUGUAAUGUUUGGUGUUAUCAAUACUGUGGCUACACUGGACCACCUAGACCCGCCUCAGCCUCCCAAAUGUAUCACCAUGCUCUACGUCUUUGCUGAGACGCACUUUGACAGAGGCAUCAACGACUGGUUGUGCAAGUAUGUCUAUGACUAUAUUGGUGAGAAUCAUGACAAGAUCUUUAAAGAACUUCUUGCAACAGUCUGCACUUUUGCCAUCACCACCUUGUGGCUGGGCCCGUGUGAGCUGGUUUACAUCUGGUCAUUUUUCAACUGCUUCGGCCUCAACUUUGAGCUGUGGGUGGCAAAGUUCUUCUCCAUCCCACCCUUUUCUAUUAUGGAGGGAGCGAUGGGUGAAGCCAUGUCUCGUAGGAUCCGGGGUGUCUUCAAUGCUGCCAAUUUCUGGGCUAUUGUCCUCUACAAUGUUCUUUCCCUGAACAGCUUGGAGUUUGCCAAGCUGGUGGGCAGAAGGAUUAUUUUCAAAGGUUUUCCUCUGUCCACCCUGUCCGUGCUGCUCGUGACCUACUGUGGCGUGCAACUGGUGAAGGAAAGGGAGCGCCAGCAGGCCCUGCUGGAGGAUCCAGACCCGGUGAAGCCAGUGGAUGAUGGCAAAGAGAAAGCUGAAUAAUCAGCCGUAAAACCACUGUAUUUAAAUUGUUUUUUUUUUACUUCUAUGGCGGGCCCCUGACAAGGUUUCAUCGUUAGCCUCGCCAACUGUAACAGAACUAGACUGUGACAGCCGGGUGGCACCUUUAUUGUUCACGAGGGAGGAAGCUUUUGCUUGUCAAAAGUGAGUCGGUAUUUUUGGAUUUAAAGUACCCUUGAAGUGCACUUGCAGCAGAUAAUCGUAAACAUACUCUGGCACAAACCUAAGAUUGACAUGUUUUGUAUUGGUAUUUUAUCUGAACAACCGUUUAUUGUGCCGAUCACACGCCUUACAAAGAAAACAAUUACCAUAAUUUCCGGAUUAUAGAGCGCACCUGAUUAUAAGCCGCACCCCCUACAUUUUUAAAGGAAACACAUUUUGUACAUAAGCCGCACCGGUGUAUAAGCCGCAUGUGCCUACAUUGAAACAUGAGAUAUUUACAAAGAAAGACGGUACACAGAAAGUGUUUUUAAAGUUUUAAUAAUAUGCUGUAGCUUUUCUUUCUGAACAGCAGCAAUAUAGUAAAACAACACUAACAGGGCUGGUUUAAAUAACAUACGGUUAAAAGUCACGGAGAGCCGUCAUCCUCUUCCUCCUGUGCACUGAAACCAUGGAAGUCUUCUUCCUCAGUGUCUGUUUCCUUCUUUAUCGGCCAGCUCGAUUGCUUUUAACUUGAAAGCUGCAUCAUAUGCAUUUCUUCUUGCAUUCUCCAUGAUGAGGGUCUGUUCAAGCUAAUUUUAUUCAUGCACAAAGCACGAUGUUACAUUAGUCUUCCUCUACAGAUAUAUUCCAGCUGUCUCACGCUUACCUUUUCUGCUCCAGCGCCCCUACUGGCCGUUAGAAAAAAAUUCAUAAAUAAGCCGCAUCGUUGUAUAAGCCGCAGGGUCCAAAGCUUGAGACAAAAGUCGCGGCUUAUAGUCCGGAAAUUACGGUAAUCAGAGGAUAGGUAAAGUAAAAAAAUUUUAAAAAAUGAGCAGCUACUUCACUCGGUUUGUACUCUACCCUUUUAUUAUUCUCAGAUUUGGACAUUCUUGCCUUUCACCGCCUGCAGUAUAGUUUAUUUUAUUCAAAUGUUGUUGUUUUUUCCUUUAAAUGGUUCAGAGGCUAUUAUCACAAAGCUGAAGGGAAUGAAACUUGAAAGAAACUUGCAAUAAGAAAUACAAACAAAGGGUGCUGUGGAGGUCUUCCACAAGGCUUUCAGAUGAUUGUAACGUAUUUGUACUAGUAACAGUAGAGGAUAGACUUUUGUUUUGAAUAGUUGAUAUGCUUUGGAUGUCUUAGGAUGCUGAAUGUAUUGAAGUCUUGGAACUACGUGCAGAAGAUGAUUGCCUUUUUCCACUUCACAGGGUGUUUUUUUUUCACAGGAAAUUACUGAUAAAUAUUGGUGUAUCUUUCCUCCAACCUUCUCACACACUUUGCUCUGGUAGACAGUAGAGCGAACAAAGAGUCUGGGUCAGUCUUUCAGUGCCUGUCAACAAAACCUGCAGCUUGUCUUCAAUGUGGAAGGUAAUGAAGGAAACGUUAUAAAGACUGUACUAUGUUUUGUCAUUCGGUGUUUUCAUGCGAAUGGCUGUUUAUUUAACUGUUUGUCCUGAAAUAAAGAUUUAUUUAAUCCUG